This is a messenger RNA of Cydia fagiglandana, 711 nucleotides long. RefSeq lists its product as uncharacterized. The transcript has 7 exons. The record is from RefSeq and is a predicted model, not a curated record. Bases 1 to 657 code for a protein of 218 amino acids. Lineage: Eukaryota; Metazoa; Arthropoda; Insecta; Lepidoptera; Tortricidae.
AUGAAAUUCAUCACAACAACAUUCGUCCUCUUGAUCGCAGGCAUCUGGGCUCUGCCCCAGAAUGAAGUUGAACUCGAUGGAGGCCAGGCGUUCAUCACCGUCACGAACAGGAUCCAGGCAGCCGUCAACGAGAUGAACCGACGCAUCGUGGACGCCGGGUUAGACCCGCUGGUCAUCCCAUACAGCUCCACCGGCAUAGAUACGCCCUUAGGAUGGGCCUACGCGCACGUGGAGGGCCUGGAGUGCACGGGAACCUCCCAAAACAAGUUCGACCGGCUCAGCUUCAACUCGCUCACCAUGCGGCUUAACUUCGACCUAGUGUGGCCAAGGAUAGCCUGCUCUGUCCAAUUACAGGGAGCUAAAGCAGCCGUACUCGGGCGUGAAUUUGAAGCUUCAAAUUCUGGAAUCAUUCAGUUAACUAAUACCCGCGUGGAGGGCAGCGUUCGCGUCCGCGCGAGACCCAUCAGUGGCGUCAGCAUAAUCGACUGCUCAUUACUCUUGAGCAUAAACAUUGAGUCCGACCUGAAAGUGGAGUGGCUUGGACGCGACAUCUCCCAAAAGGCGAACGGGGUGGUGGAAGCCAUAAACCAGCAAAUCCAGGAAAAUAAGGAGGCAUUUGGGAUCCAGUUGUGCAGGCUGUUGGAGCAGGCAACGUGAACAUGACACACCAGGGACUACCUCGAAAAUUGUAUCUCCAUGUUAAUCAUCCCG